AGCCGGCGGGGAGGGGAAGGGAGGAGAGGAUAGGAGGAGGAGGCGGCCGGCAGCGGGCUGACCUUCAGCGGCGUCGGCGACGGUGACGGUGGUGGAGGAAGAGGAUUCGCCAUGUUUGCGAGGACGGGCGUCCUGGUUCUGGUGCCCCAAUGGGGUCAAGUCCGAAACAUGGCAACUCUGAAAGAUAUCACCAGGCGCUUGAAGUCCAUCAAAAACAUCCAAAAGAUCACCCAGUCCAUGAAAAUGGUGGCUGCAGCAAAGUACGCAAGAGCUGAGAGGGAGCUGAAGCCAGCAAGAGUUUAUGGAACAGGAGCUCUGGCCCUGUAUGAAAAGGCGGAAAUUAAAGCUCCUGAAGACCAAGCCCGGCACCUAAUUAUUGGCGUGUCCUCUGACCGUGGUCUCUGUGGAGGAGUCCACAGCAACGUUGCUAAAAACAUACGAAAUCAAAUGCAGCAAUUGACUUCUGCGGGUAAAGAGGUCAAGAUUGCUACGAUUGGGGACAAGCUGAGAGCACUGUUGCACAGAAAAUAUGGAAGUAAUAUCCUAUUGAUGUUCAAGGAAGUGGGCCGGAAGCCACCUACCUUUGGUGAUGCCUCGUUUAUUGCCGCUGAGCUCCUGAACUCGGGCUAUGAGUUUGAUAAAGGUGCUGUAAUAUUCAACAGAUUCAAGUCUGUGAUUUCCUACAAUACUCAGGAGCAGCCCGUGUUCUCCUACGAUGCCCUUGCAGGUUCUGAGAACUUGAGUGUUUACGAUGACAUUGAUGCUGAUGUUCUCCGAAACUACCAGGAGUUCUCUCUGGUGAACAUCAUUUACUUUGGGUUGAAGGAAUCGACUACAAGCGAGCAAAGUGCAAGGAUGACUGCCAUGGACAGUGCCAGCAAGAAUGCCUCUGAGAUUAUCGACAAGCUGACGUUGACGUACAAUCGUACUCGCCAGGCUGUCAUCACCAAGGAGCUCAUCGAGAUCAUCUCUGGAGCUGCUGCUCUGUAACUACGGUGACCCAGAAAGAAACAGAUAAAAGCACGAUCCUGUUGGAAGAUUAUGAUAUGGAAUUUCUACUACUUUAGUGCAACUCUAAAGUUUGUAAAUUAUAAUGCAGUAAAAACCUUACACAGUGAA
Messenger RNA from Leucoraja erinaceus (little skate), 1119 nucleotides. RefSeq names its product ATP synthase F1 subunit gamma (gene atp5f1c). The coding region runs from base 112 to 990 and encodes 292 amino acids. The transcript is spliced from 9 exons. The record is from RefSeq and is a predicted model, not a curated record. Gene Ontology annotation, biological process: proton motive force-driven ATP synthesis. Gene Ontology annotation, molecular function: proton-transporting ATP synthase activity, rotational mechanism. NCBI's taxonomy places the organism in Eukaryota, Metazoa, Chordata, Chondrichthyes, Rajiformes, Rajidae.